AAAACAAUCAACCCCUGUGAGUUGAUCGUCACCCUUUUCUCGCAGCCAUUGUUGUUGCGGUUUUACAAGUUUCGUCUUUUUUCUGAAUGUAAUUUUUUGAAGUCACGUUUCUUUAAUGACCGUGAUCUCUUUGGAUUAUUUACCGUUGGAAAUCAGAUUCCCCCCUUUCAAGAAUUUUCCUCUCUGGCUCGCUUUUGACUCGGGCCUUUCCUUUUUUCCAUUCUUUCAUGUCUUGUUACUUUUUUAUUUUAUGCUGUAAAUUUGUGUUUUGGGCUUGAGAGAUAUUGGUGGGUAUUUUAGGUAGAAUCAUUUAUCUUCGGAGAAAUUUAUGGUUGUAGCUCACCUUGUUCGGCUUGAUUCUAUUACUGGGUUUGUGUGAGAUUGCUUAGGUUGGUGCUUUUUUUUGGUUAAAUCCAGUGUUUGAAGAGUGUAUCUUGCUCAAUUCUCAUCUGGGUUUAUCUCAAAUCCCCAAUUUUCUUAAUACCCGCCAGAUAUUUGUUGAAUUUCCCCAUAAGCUUUGGGUUUCUUUACUCGGCUCUGUGUUAAAUGUUUGUGUUGACCUGUGAAGAUGGUGAAUAAUAGGAAUGGUGAUAGCAAUAGUAAUCAAGAAGAUGGGGAUAAAAACCCAUCAACCAUCUCUAGAGGUGGAGCCACCAGGUCAUGGGGCCCCACUAUUUCCGGCCAAUCUCUGUCGACUAGCGGCAGUGUAGGGUCUCCCUCCAGCCGGAGUGAGGCUGCCAUGCCAACGCCAGCUAGUGAUAGUACAUUUGUUAGGUUAAACAAUCUUGACAUACAAGGGGACGAUGCUGGAUCUCAGGAGCCUACUGGCAACAGGAAGAAGAAGAGAGGUCAACGUGCGGUUGGAGGUGAUAAAAGUGGCCGAGGGCUUCGUCAGUUUAGCAUGAAAGUGUGCGAGAAAGUUGAAAGCAAAGGGAGAACUACAUAUAAUGAGGUUGCAGAUGAACUUGUUGCUGAAUUUACAGAUCCCAACAACAAUGUUGCAACACCAGAUCAGCAACAAUAUGAUGAGAAGAAUAUACGUCGAAGGGUAUAUGAUGCCCUCAAUGUGCUAAUGGCAAUGGAUAUAAUUUCUAAAGAUAAAAAGGAAAUUCAGUGGAAGGGUCUGCCUAGGACGAGCUUGAGUGAUCUUGAAGAACUUAAGACUGAACGUUUUGGACUGAGAAGUAGAAUUGAAAAGAAAGCUGCAUAUCUUGCGGAGCUGGAGGAACAAUACAUUGGUCUUCAGAACCUCAUACAACGUAAUGAGCAACUGUAUGGUUCAGGAAAUGCCCCAAGUGGUGGAGUGGCCUUGCCGUUUAUUUUGGUUCAGACUCGCCCUCACGCAACUGUGGAGGUGGAAAUAUCAGAAGACAUGCAGCUUGUGCAUUUUGAUUUCAAUAGCACUCCAUUUGAGCUACAUGAUGAUAAUUAUGUUCUCAAGGCCAUGAAUUUUGGCAAGAAAACACCGGCAAAUAGCACAGAACAGAAUAUGCUUAAUGAUGGAGGAGAAAGCUCGAGCAUGGCCAAUAUGUACACACAACCUCAACAAAUAUCUCAUCCUCAGAGGACAAACUUAUCAGGUAGGGCCGCCACUUCACCUCCUCUCCCCGGAAUAUUGAAGGCACGUGUCAAGAACGAGCAUUAGUUUGUCUGUGCCAUAUCAAAUUAGGNA
Molecule: messenger RNA, 1672 nt
Organism: Striga asiatica
Lineage: Eukaryota; Viridiplantae; Streptophyta; Magnoliopsida; Lamiales; Orobanchaceae
Source: the annotation of a GenBank genome assembly